Gastrolobium bilobum is the source of this 579-nucleotide messenger RNA. Its product is annotated as NAC domain-containing protein 104. The coding region runs from base 1 to 579 and encodes 192 amino acids. The transcript is spliced from 3 exons. Gene Ontology annotation, molecular function: DNA binding. Lineage: Eukaryota; Viridiplantae; Streptophyta; Magnoliopsida; Fabales; Fabaceae. The record is from RefSeq and is a predicted model, not a curated record. Gene Ontology annotation, biological process: system development; regulation of DNA-templated transcription.
AUGGGAGAUAAUAACAAUGUCAACCUUCCACCCGGGUUUCGUUUUCAUCCCACAGAUGAAGAACUUGUAGUCCAUUUCCUUCAUAGAAAGGCAUCACUUUUACCUUGCCACCCAGAUGUCAUUCCUGAUCUUGAGCUCUACUCAUAUGAUCCAUGGGAACUUGAUGGUAGAGCUUUGGCAGAGGGAAAACAAUGGUACUACUAUAGCAGAAGGACACAAAAUAGGAUCACUGACAAUGGGUAUUGGAAACCAACAGGAAUGGAAGAACCAAUUGUUACAACCACAAACAACAAGAGAGUUGGCAUGAAGAAAUGUUUUGUGUUCCAUGUCGGAGAAGCACCUUCUGGUAUCAAAACCAAUUGGAUAAUGCAAGAAUAUCGUCUACCAGAUUCUGCUUCUUCCUCUAGCAGAUCAUCCAAAAGAAAAUCACAACCAAAAACAGAUUAUAAUAAAUGGGUGAUAUGUCGUGUUUAUGAGCGGAAUGGAGAUGAUGAUGAUGGAACAGAGCUCUCUUGUUUGGAUGAAGUUUUCUUGUCAUUGGACGAUCUUGACGAAAUAAGCUUACCGAAUUAUAACUAG